CGGUCGACGAGCAAAUCGGCAGCCAUCUUGAAUGAAAUUUCAUGAUGGCAUGAAGUGUCUUUCUAUUUUCUAAAUAAAAAGUGAAUGAAAUUAAAAUAAACGAGUUACAAUUAAAACGAAUUAUUAAAAUUCCAUAUUUAUGAAUAUACAUUUUUAGUUUAUUUUUAAUUGGAAAGCACUUUGAAAUUUUAAAAGAUCACCAAUAAAACAAAUCAGCUGUUAUCCGUCAAUCGAUGUCAACAAAAUUACAUAAUUUUGUUUAGAAAAACAGUGCAGUCUCCGUUUUUUUAGUGUCAUUUUGAAAUUGGCAAUAUGUGCAAACAACCAAAAGUUUUAGUGGACAAAUUCGUGUAGUAUAUGUGCGCCCUACGACUUGCAAACAUUUGCGACUUUGUAAUUUUUUGUAUGAUGUAGUCCAACAAAUUAAUUGUUAGUCAUGGAUAAAAACACUAUAAUAGAGUGUGGUGGAUUUUAUUUCAUACACAACUUUGAUUCUGGAAAUCUCGGGCACGUCGAAAGAGUGCCUACGGAGCUAAUUGCCCCAAGUAUAAACUCCAAGAACAAUGCAUCAGAAACACCAGACUAUGAAUUCAACAUGUGGACGCGACCGGACUGUGCAGGCACAGAGUUUGAGAAUGGCAACCGCACUUGGUUCUAUUUUGGAGUGCAAGCAUGCGAGGCAAAUGUUUUGGUACGACUUAAUCUGAUAAAUCUGAACAAACAAGGCAAGAUGUACAACCAGGGCAUGGCGCCGGUAACUCGGACGUUACCUGGUAAACCACAAUGGGAGCGUAUUCGGGAUCGACCUAUUCAUUCGACUGACGAUAACACCUUCACACUGAGCUUCAAAUACCGCACAUCGGAGAACAUGAAAGCCACCACAUUCUUCGCUUUCACGUAUCCAUUCUCGUUUGCGGAGCUCCAAAUAGCCCUUAACUCCAUCGACUUGAAAAUGCUGCCUCUACCUGCGCCGGCCACUCCUGAUGACAUCUACUACUGCAGGGAGUGCCUCGUUUAUUCUCUUGAAGGUAGGCGUGUGGAUCUCCUCACGAUAAGUUCGCAUCAUGGACUCACAACCGAGCGAGAAGAAAGGCUGAAGAACUUGUUUCCCGAUAACCAAGAUAGACCGUUUAAAUUCCAGAACAAAAAGGUGAUUUUCAUAUCAGCUCGGGUGCAUCCCGGAGAGACGCCAUCGAGUUUCGUCUUCAACGGCUUCCUGAACCUUCUCCUCACGAGACACGAUCCAAUCGCGAUCCAACUGCGAAAGCAUUACGUGUUCAAAAUGAUCCCCUUUCUGAACCCGGACGGCGUGGCCCGGGGCCAUUACCGCACCGACACCAGGGGGGUUAACUUGAACCGGGUGUAUCUGAAUCCCUCGUUGAUUCAUCAUCCUACGGUGUAUGCGUCGAGAGCGUUGAUAAGGUACUAUCACUACGGCUGUGAACUAGAGGAUAACUGUGAUGACAGCAAAAGUUUUAUAUCGCGGAGUAUUCAGAACAUCAGUGAGAGCUCAGAGAUUGUAGAGAAGAAGAAGAAAAACCUGAAGAACCAGCGCGACAAGAAGGCGCUGGGCACCAAGUCCACCACCACCAUCAAGCAGCCGUCCACUGAGAACACUAAGAAGGAUGCCAAAUCUAUCGGCGCAGAGACAUCGAAUUUAGCUGAACAGGUUUGCGAAAUGAAGCUCCAAGAGAUGCAAUCGCAAACGAGCAACUCAACCAAAUCCAACUGCAAUGCGGACUCUUCGCUCUUGAACGACUCAGUGCUCCGCACCUGUCUCGGCUCCAACGUCCACAUCAGCACGAGUGAGGAGCUCAACUUGCAAGGCAGCAACCCGUUGAGGCCGCUAAGGGACACGCUGAAGAAUAGCAUCAGUCUUUUGAUGGAGACCAGCUCUUCUAUUGCGGGAGACUCGAUCCAAGAGAAGGAGUCCCGCCUUUCAAACGUGCGCAUGGGCUGGUGUCGCUCGUGUCAGAAAGCGGUCACCAAGCUGGAACACACGAUGCCCGGCAUCACAAGUUUAGUGCCCGGCUACAGCCAGGCUGUGACCCAGAAUCGUGUCGAAUCCCCCUACCAUGCGACCAUAGACGAAUACCGAGAGCAUCAGAAGCAACAGCUGGAUGAACAAGACCGCUUUAUGCAAGAACAUGCGGCAAUGGAGAAAGGCGACAUCGUAUAUUUCUGCACGAACUGCUUCAAGAAAUACUAUCUGAGUGAACAGGAUGAAGAAAUUAAAGUAGCAGAGACGAUAAUAUCGACGACGAGCGUGGCGAUAUCGGCCGCGCCGGAGCCGCCGCCCGCCGACCCGGACUGCACCGGGGAUGCGCAGGCGCAGAUCAGCGUCAGCUCCCGCAAUAUACAGCAACCCGCCAAAGAAGAGAAACCUCACCCGGUGCCUCGCAACAAGAAGAAGCAGUCGUCGCCCCCACCCAUCCGCCGCGAGACCAACCUCAAGGAAUACAAGGAGCCAGAAUCCGGACUCUAUCUGUACAUAGACCUGCAUGGACACGCGUCUAAGAAAGGCAUCUUCAUGUACGGCAACCACUUCGAUGACCUGGAAAGCUCUGUAGAAUGCAUGCUGCUGCCGCGUAUCAUGUCUCUCAACAACCUUCACUUCCACUUCUCUUCCUGCAAUUUCACCGAGCGGAAUAUGUACCUCAAAGACCGACGCGACGGCAUGUCGCGCGAGGGCUCCGGCCGCGUGGCCGUGCUGAAGGCCACGGGGCUGGUGCGCUCGUACACGCUGGAGUGCAACUACAACACGGGCCGCCUCGUCAACGUGCUGCCGCCCUGCGUGCGCGACCUGCCCGCGCCCGCGUGCGCCCAGGGCCAGGUGCCCCCUAAAUACACCCCGCACAUCUUCGAAGAGGUAAAACACAGUCGCUCUAGGAAUUCGGAGAUUUAUGAAGAGAUAAGCCCUAUGGAGGUGGGGCGCUCGCUGGGCGCGUCCAUCCUGGACCUGACCGGGCAGCACCCCAACUCCCGCAUCCCGUGCUCGGAGCACCGCAACCUGUCCUCCGUCCGCGAGUGGCUGCGGUCGCACACGCGGACCCUGCACGCCCAGCUGACGAUAUCUCGUCUGCGGCCGAAGACUGCGUCGCCUACGAGGGUGCCGCUGUACGCUCGCUCCAAAGCUAAGGUGACGGACGAGCGCAAAGAAAACACGUACGCUGGCGCCAAAACUGACGAACGGAAGCGAUCCCCGGGCGCCUUAGCCCAGCGCGCGUCCCAGGACCUCCUCAGCAACAAGUACGGCAGGAAGGCAGAGCCGGUCAACUCCAGCUCCCGCACGAGGUACCUCGCCGAGAACGAGCCCAAACCCAAAACGCUGACCUCCAAGCGGCGCAGCAUCCUCGCCAUCAGGAAGCCCAACAGCAAGACUCAAAUAGGAGUCGUCAAAGCUAAAGUCAUGACCCGCCGCUCCGCCGACGACACGGAGAGCCCCCGCGCCUCGAUAGUGUCCGCCAAAAUCAGCAAGCGCAGCUUCUCGCGCUCCGUGCGCGGAGCCCACAGGUCCAGCAACCGCUGCCGGGCCAUGGCCUCCUCCUCCUCCGACGACAUGAUCGGCGGCAACUGGGAGGACGUGCAGGGCGGCACAGUGCUGGGGUCGCAGGGCGGGGCGCCGCAUCCGGAGUCGCUGGGCGGCAAGCGGCGCCCCUUCCCCAACCCCUCGCCCUCGCAGCUGAAGAAGAUCCGCCUCAAGACGGGCUUGUAGCCCCGCACACACUAAUGACACAUUUUGAUCUGUAACUAUCGAUUCGUUUAUAGUUUUUCGUUUAGGGCGGAGAUACACAAAUAAAACGGGUAAGCAGCUGCAGACGUGCUAUAAUUUUAACAUGCCAACCACUUGCAUGUGUAUCCCGUGAGAAGUGCCCGUAGCUUGUUUGCAUUUGUGCAAGCAACUGGCAUCUGUAUUUCCUCCCUAACUCGAACGAACCGUAAAUUAAUCGAGCAGCAAGACUCAAACACGGUCGAAGGCUUGGGCGAACAAAUCACUCAUGUGACAGAUUGAAAGUCUCGAUUUUAGAACAGGGAAAAGGUCUGUCUGAAAACGCGAAUUUGCUUUUCAAAAAUGCGAUCGGGAAUUUUAUAAUCAAAUUCCAUUUAAUGGAUUAAAUUACAUUAGGGGCGCUUCGGAUGGCGGUCUGCUAAUGCCCUGAUGUUGAAACUAGAUGAUUUUUGAUAGUUCAAUGUGUUCUUCGUAAAUCAUAAAAUGUAGGUGAGGCAAAGAUAUUUAUCUGUUAUAUGACUUCUGUGUCCAGUCCUAUAUUGAGUUGUAACGUUUAUUAUAAUUAUUCAUGUCUUUGCCCCAUCGUCUAUAUUAUUGUCAAAUUUGUUAAGUAUUGUUUACGUCAUAGACAUCGCUCACACCAAAAAAUAACGUUUAUUGAAAAGUGAGUUUUACACCGUCACUUGUAGACAUAUUUCACAUUAACAACAAACGAGCUGUCCAGUAAUUUGUUGUCAAUAUAUAACCUUUACACCUGAAUAUUUCUUGCCAAUGUAAAGUAUGUCUACAGAAAACCGAUUUAAAGAUCACUUUUCAAUGAUUAUUAUUUUGUCAGGUGGUAGCGGUAAUCUGUAAUGAUAAUGACCGUCAAUCCUCGAAAUUUUUAUAUUAUGUUACAGUUGCAAAUUCUGUUCAUUGAACAAUUUGUUACAAAUUAAAUUAUGAGUGCUAAUAUAUUUUAACGUAGGAUUUGUUUUGUUAUUGUGUUUCAGUUUCGGGUGUUGCCAGUUGCAGCACUGCGAAUGUGCUUGCCAUUCGUGAUAAUUAUUUUUCGUAGGUUACAUUUAUUAUACACAUAGUGGCACUGGGCAUAGUUAUACAUAUAGAGUAAUUACGUAUUGGUUUGUUUAUGUCGUUUGCAUUCGUGUGGUUUUCCAGACUGACAAAAAUUAUUGUGUUCGAAAGCAUAAUUUUAUUUACAAAGAGAUGACACCCAUUUUUUACAUUAUAUAUUUUUUAUUUUAAAUUAGAGAAACGUUUUCGUAUAAAAAUAAACAAAAUUGGUAAAAAAGACAAACAUUGAAAAUAUAAAAAUUAUAAAUUGUAAAGUGUAUUCAAUUAGCGUAAGUGCUCCAGGAGCGAAGUUUUAAAAAUGUAUGAUCUCAUUAAUGAAAUUUAACAGAGCCGUUUAAUAACGCUGACAUUAUCAUCUGUAAUCAUUUUCUCUAGUAAAUUUCGACAGUUUUCGGGGAAAAUGGAAUAGAAUUAUAAAAGAAACCUUGUCAAUGUUAUAAAAAUAGCUUUUAUAUUGAUGUUCUCUUAGGUAUAAAUUUCUUCACAAAAAUAGCAUAAGAACUAGUAACUCGAACACUAAACACCCAAAAUAGUGCAAUAAUUUUGUAGUAAUAAUAUCAUAUCGUGUACGUGUUUUAACUGAAUUUUUAUAAAAAAUUUAUGUAAUAUGCAACUUUAUAAUACUUACAUAAUUCAAAAAAAUUUGAAGUUAUUUGUAACAUAAGAAAGUGUUUAUUGUAGUGAAAAAAACUGUAUGUUGUUCGUAAAAUAGUAACUAUUUAUUUAUCAGAAAUGAUAAUAUAUUGAUGAAAAUAAAAACAAACUUAUGUUCUCACAACCA
Plodia interpunctella (Indianmeal moth) is the source of this 5585-nucleotide messenger RNA. Its product is annotated as cytosolic carboxypeptidase-like protein 5. NCBI's taxonomy places the organism in Eukaryota, Metazoa, Arthropoda, Insecta, Lepidoptera, Pyralidae. Gene Ontology annotation, molecular function: zinc ion binding; metallocarboxypeptidase activity. Gene Ontology annotation, biological process: proteolysis. The coding region runs from base 437 to 3715 and encodes 1092 amino acids. The record is from RefSeq and is a predicted model, not a curated record. The transcript has 20 exons.